AAGAUUCGAGCAUCACAGAUGUUGAAUCAGCGCAGGAUAUGAUAGAGCUGCUGUAUUCGUCGGCUUGUGCUUUUUAUGUUUGAACAAAAUUGAAAAUUUAUUGCGUUUCAGAAGUUGACAGUAGCUUCAGAGGAACCAUUAAAUAAUAUCUUCAGUUUUCAGUUAUAAUUUGCUCCGAAUACAUCAUGCAAGUAUUAAGAAAAGUGGUGAUGUUCGCUGGAUAUGUUCUUUUUUGCUUUCAAAGAACUAUUGCUACAGAUAUUCCUUGUCCUGAUAAUCGAACUGCCAGCUGCAUACAGAGUUUAGCAACAUUCACCACCUUAAGUAAGCCACCUUUUGCACCUGAAGAAGAACUAGAUAAGCUCUGUAGCGAAGCUGAAGCUGGACAAAGUUGCUCUUCUGACUUCUUACGGUACACAUCUUGCAUAUCGUCUGAUGAAAAGCUACGCAUCUCUCUCCAAAUCAGUAGGUCACAAGCUCUAUCUCAACUUUUAUGUAAGGAAGGAAACUACGUGAGAGAUCCCAAUUUCAGAAAAGACUAUCUUACAUACUUACCUUGCAUAGAGAAACACUUGGACAAUAUUCGAAACUGUUACCUCUACUCCAAAAUGCCAGAAGAUCCUGAAUUUGAAGUUUUGCGGAACUUUUCUGGAAAUAACGAACAUAUAUAUAUUGCUGCUUGCUGCCCUGUAUCUAAAUACAUUUCUUGUUCAAAAGACAUCAUAGGAUCUAAGUGUAGCGGCGACUCAGCAAACAUCGUUUUCAAAGUUCUUAUGAAAGCAUCUGGUAGGCAGCUUUACGACUUCUGUACAGAUAUUGAUUCAACAUUUCCGAGCAUUUCAACAUCGUGUGUCAGCAGCGCUCAACGCAUUGUUUACUCCUUUGCAGUUAUUAUUGCUUUGUAUUUUUUCACGUUCUUGUUUUAAAUUUAUUGUAUAUUAUAUCUGAAAGUUAAUGCUUGUAUUUCAAUAAAAUUAUUUGUAAUGAA
This is a messenger RNA of Stegodyphus dumicola, 988 nucleotides long. RefSeq lists its product as uncharacterized. The record is from RefSeq and is a predicted model, not a curated record. Lineage: Eukaryota; Metazoa; Arthropoda; Arachnida; Araneae; Eresidae.